AUGCGGGGGUGGGGCAGGGACGUGAGGGGCAAUGCGCUGCAGGGUUCGCUGGUGGGGGAGAUCGCACGCCUGCCCGCCCUCACCUACCUGUCAGUGCCGCCCUCACCUACCUGUCAGUGCCGCCCUCACCUACCUGUCAGUGCCGCCCUCACCUACCUGUCAGUGCCGCCCUCACCUACCUGUCAGUGCCGCCCUCACCUACCUGUCAGUGCCGCCCUCACCUACCUGUCAGUGCCGCCCUCACCUACCUGUCAGUGCCGCCCUCACCUACCUGUCAGUGCCGCCCUCACCUACCUGUCAGUGCCGCCCUCACCUACCUGUCAGUGCCGCCCUCACCUACCUGUCAGUGCCGCACUCACCUACCUGUCAGUGCCGCCCUCACCUACCUGUCAGUGCCGCCCUCACCUACCUGUCAGUGCCGCCCUCACCUACCUGUCAGUGCCGCCCUCACCUACCUGUCAGUGCCGCCCUCACCUACCUGUCAGUGCCGCCCUCACCUACCUGUCAGUGCCGCCCUCACCUACCUGUCAGUGCCGCCCUCACCUACCUGUCAGUGCCGCCCUCACCUACCUGUCAGUGCCGCCCUCACCUACCUGUCAGUGCCGCCCUCACCUACCUGUCAGUGCCGCCCUCACCUACCUGUCAGUGCCGCCCUCACCUACCUGUCAGUGCCGCCCCCACCUACCUGUCAGUGCCGCCCCCACCUACCUGUCAGUGCCGCCCCCACCUACCUGUCAGUGCCGCCCCCACCUACCUGUCAGUGCCGCCCUCACCUACCUGUCAGUGCCGCUCUCACCUACCUGUCAGUGCCGCUCUGCGCUCCGCGCCCUGCGCCUGCUCUCACAUGUUGCCUGCUCUCACAUGUUGCCUGCUCUCACAUGUUGCCUGCUCUCACAUGUUGCCUGCUCUCACAUGUUGCCUGCACUGCACGCACAUCCCUGCCAGCUCUCCACCUGCCAGCUCUCCACCUGCCAGCUCUCCACCUGCCAGCUCUCCACCUGCCAGCUCUCCACCUGCCAGCUCUCCACCUGCCAGCUCUCCACCUGCCAGCUCUCCACCCGUCUUCCCUUGUUUUUGCGCCCCAUCUCCGCAUCUCCCCUUCCCCCCCCCCUUCCCCCCUCCCCCCUCACAGCGACCUGCAUCAGAACCCCAUCACCGGCCCGCUGCCCUCCUCCCUUGCUGCCCUCCUCCCUUGCUGCCCUCCUCCCUUGCUGCCCUCCUCCCUUGCUGCCCUCCUCCCUUGCUGCCCUCCUCCCUUGCUGCCCUCUCGCUGCUCACCCGACUUGCAAUGCAUCUCAUUCCACUUGCUCUCCUGUUGACCAUGGCAUGGUCUAUUGGCAAUGCUGCCGUCUCCCCUCUCACCUGCGUCACCUCCCCUCUCACCUGCGUCACCUCCCCUCUCACCUGCGUCACCUCCCCUCUCACCUGCGUCACCUCCCCUCUCACCUGCGUCACCUCCCCUCUCACCUGCGUCACCUCCCCUCUCACCUGCGUCACCUCCCCUCUCACCUGCGUCACCUCCCCUUCCACCCCCCACCCACCAGUCUAGCGGGGCACAACCAGCUGCAGGGGGCGGUGCCGGACGUGGCGCUGCACCCGCGCCUGCGCCUGCUCUCACUGCACGACAACAACCUCACCGGCCCCGUGCCCGCAGCCGACCUCAACUCCUCCACCACCACCGUCGUGUCAUGCGUCCACCAACGUACCACCACACCACCUCCUCAUCCCCCACCUCCUCAUCCCCCACCUCCUCAUCCCCCACCUCCUCAUCCUCCACCUCCUCAUCCCCCACACCCCACACCCUCCACCCCCCGUUCCCCUCUCCACCCCGGUUGUCCUCCGCGUGCCAGCCUGGCAGGCAACCCCCUGUGCACGUCAGCGCGCUACUACAGCACGUGCAACGUGUGGCAGCAGCGGCGGCUGUGCACGCUGCCGUGCAGCAGCAGCGGGGAGAGCCCCAGCCCCGCGGAGUACGUGCGGUCGCAGGCGUGCGUGUGCGCGCUGCCCGUGGUGGUGCGCCUGUUCCUGCAGAACCCCUCCUACACGCUCUUCACCGCUGAAUACGCCGACCUCUUUCAGCGCGACGUCGAGGCACAGCUUAGUCUGCAAGAGGGGCAGUUGGGUGACAGGGCGGGGGAAUGGAACCCCUCCUACACGCUCUUCAACGCUGAAUACGCCGACCUCUUUCAGCGCGACGUCGAGGCACAGCUUAGUCUGCAAGAGGGGCAGAACCCCUCCUACACGCUCUUCAACGCUGAAUACGCCGACCUCUUUCAGCGCGACGUCGAGGCACAGCUUAGUCUGCAAGAGGGGCAGAACCCCUCCUACACGCUCUUCAACGCUGAAUACGCCGACCUCUUUCAGCGCGACGUCGAGGCACAGCUUAGUCUGCAAGAGGGGCAGAACCCCUCCUACACGCUCUUCAACGCUGAAUACGCCGACCUCUUUCAGCGGGACGUCGAGGCACAGCUUAGUCUGCAAGAGGGGCAGAACCCCUCCUACACGCUCUUCACCGCUGAAUAUGCCGACCUCUUUCAGCGCGAUGUUGAGGCACAGCUCAGCCUUCUCGAGGGGCAGGCAUGGCUGGACCGUGUGAGUCAGCGCGAGGACAACCUCGAGGUCGCCACGCUGCGCAUCUACCCCGCCAAGGUGCGCAUCUACCCCGCCAAGGUGCGCAUCUACCCCGCCAAGGUGCGCAUCUACCCCGCCAAGGUGCGCAUCUACCCCUCCAAGGUGCGCAUCUACCCCGCCAAGUCCCCCUUCUCCCCCGUCCCCCUUCUCCCCCAUCCCCCUUCUCCCCCAUCCCCUUCUCCCCCAUCCCUCUUCUCCCCUCCUCUUCCCCCCGUCCCCCUUCUCCCCCGUCCCCCUUCUCCCCCGUCCCCCUUCUCCCCCGUCCCCCUUCUCCCCCGUCCCCUUCUCCCCCCCCGUCCCCUUCUCCCCCGUCCCCCUUCUCCCCCGUCCCCCUUCUCCCCCGUCCCCCUUUUCCCCCGUCCCCCUUCUCCCCCGUCCCCCUUCUCCCCCGUCCCCCUUCUCCCCCGUCCCCUCUUCCCCCAUCCCCCUUCUCCCCCGUCCCCCUUCUCCCCCGUCCCCCUCCCCCCGUCCCCCUUCUCCCCCUCCCCCUUCUCCCCCAUCCCCCUUCUCCCCCGUCCCCCUUCUCCCCCGUCCCCCUUCUCCCCCGUCCCCCUUCUCCCCCGUCCCCCUUCUCCCCCGUCCCCCUUCUCCCCCGUCCCCCUUCUCCCCCGUCCCCCUUCUCCCCCCCGUCCCCCUUCUCCCCCAUCCCCCUUCUCCCCCGUCCCCCUUCUCCGGUCAGGUGGAUGA
Molecule: messenger RNA, 3318 nt
Organism: Closterium sp. Yama58-4
Lineage: Eukaryota; Viridiplantae; Streptophyta; Zygnematophyceae; Desmidiales; Closteriaceae
Source: the annotation of a GenBank genome assembly